CGGCCGGCGCGCACGGUCAUUAUCUGCCCAGCGUCGGUGAUGCAUCACACAUCUCAUCCGGCAGCUCAGGGCUUGGGAGCAUUUUGAGAAGAUACAGGUGCUGGCAAGUGAAAACAUCAUGGAUGAUAUGAAUGAACUCCUUGUAGACUUGGACUUGUCGGAUGUCAUGUUGGAAUCGCCGGAAGCAUCUAUAAAUUUCACACCAUUUAUAAACCAGGACCUUGGUGAUGAACAACCUUUAUCCCAUGAACAAUGGGCUGGUUUGCUUGUCCACGCGCACGAACAAGUGAAUGGCCCCAGUGUAGCAGUCCUUGAUGUACAGCAGACAGAGAUUCAAGUGCACAGAUCACUCCCACUGGAGGACAGGUACAAAGAGGCUACUGAGGGUGAAGGAAAAGCACUAGCUCACCAAACCCCCGAAGAGCACAAGAUAUUGCAAUGUCUACGUUGUAGCAAAUGCCAUGAAAUGCCCAAGGGUAACCUAGUGUACAUCACUGCCAAGAAGGUCGAGAAUGCCAGGUAUCAACUAGAGGGUCAAGCUCACUUCUGCUCUGAGGAAUGUGCUUUGCUGGGGAUGCAUUCAGAUGAGAACGUCGUCAAACUUUGUCUCUUACAGGAGGGCUGUCCAAAACCUUGCUGCGUUUGCCUUGAUGAAGAUUGUAUCUGGAUGCCACUGACGUCAUGCUCUCGCUGCGGCCAUUACAUCUGUGCACCCUGCUGUGUCAUUUACACCCGUCAGCAGGAUUGGCGCUGUGUGGUGCGUUGUGAAAGAACAACCCGCCACACGCUGAUGCUUCCAGAAUCCCUCAUCGGACCCAAGAUGAAGAUGAAGGUCCACACUUUUGAUGAUACUGUUUGUGUGGAGAGCGAAAGCAGUGAUGAGUUGCCUCUGGAACUGGAAGGUGAUAUCUGGCCAGGGUUUGAUGAAAUUCCCCUUACACCUCCUCCGUCGGCUGAGGAACAGUUCAGACAGCACAGACAGAACGAGUUGGAGAGGGAAAAUCAGAUGUUGGAAUUCCACAACUCUCUCACGGACCUCUCCUAUGAGAACACUGGGAUAAGUGGACCAGGAAACAUGAAUGAAGACUCCACCCUGGAAGAGUUUUUGGGUGACCGUGAGCAUGAAACGGCAACACCAACAAACCCUGCAGAUGAAACCAGCCUGAUGGUGGAAGAAAGUCAUGAUAGUGACGAUGACUCUUUUGAAGAGUCCCAAGGUGAAGAAGAAGAAGACAUUAGUGUGCAGAUGGAAGGUCCUGGCAACAAGGAUCGCAUCACUGCUCACGAUGAAGGAUAUGAUGCAGAUGAUGAAGGAAGCUGUAGUUAAGUUCUUCACCUGUACUAUACAGUACUGAUAACUCUGUAAAGGGACAUUUGGGGUUUAUCACUUCCAAGUGCAGGGUCGGAGUUCACAUCCUUUAAUGGGAAUAUAUUGUGUCCUUAGGCAAGUCACUUUACCUUCGCUUGCCCUUCCCACCGAGGAGUACUAAAUGGGUACCUAUGAGGGCAGAGAGGUUUAUUUGUGGUUGAUCAACCUGAUGGCCCCUGAAAGGGGUCUUCGUGUAAGGAAACUGUAUACAUGAACACAUGUAUGUCAUGUUGUUAGAAAAUAGGAGGCACAUACUUGCAUCGUGAAUGUCAUAUCAAAGCUGCUUAAAAGAAUGAGCCUCUUUGUUUGUAUUUAUAUAUAUAUAUAUAUCUCUUGAAUAUGCAAAUUGAAAUAAAUGUUGUUGCCAAGCAACUACCGUUUUAUUUUGAAACAUGAAUUAUGAAUGACAAAUCAAUAGGCCUGUAUUUUGGAGGAUUUGAAUGCCAAGUUUGCAUUUAUACAUUUUAAACAUUCAUUUUUUUAUGGCAGAAAUGCCUAGAUUUCCCAACGUUGGGGUUUUAUCCUAAAUGUGCUAUUUUUAUGGGGGAGGGGGGAAUACAUAUAUCUGCGAUCAUGUUUGCUCUACUAAAAUUGUUUUGUGUAAUCAGUGACCAGGUUUAAUGCAGACUUACCAUUUCCGUGUUGAGAACUACAUUCCAUUAUUAAAGAUGACUUCAAGUUUUUCCCUAGCCAAACAAGUUUUCAAGAUAAAGGCUCCUUGGUUUCAAUUUCGUUUCGAUGCUAAUUUUGUAAUGUCAUUUGGAUCUGUCCAAUAUGCUUAUUGUACAUAUGUGUGUAGGCCACUUUUUUGCAUCUUCAUCUUGCUUUUGGAUUAAAAGGGAAAUGAUGCAAUUUA
Molecule: messenger RNA, 2225 nt
Organism: Acanthaster planci (crown-of-thorns starfish)
Lineage: Eukaryota; Metazoa; Echinodermata; Asteroidea; Valvatida; Acanthasteridae
Source: RefSeq, a predicted model, not a curated record